Messenger RNA from Coprinopsis cinerea okayama7#130, 2472 nucleotides. RefSeq names its product transcription factor. Gene Ontology annotation, molecular function: transcription regulator activity; DNA binding; protein binding. Gene Ontology annotation, cellular component: MBF transcription complex; SBF transcription complex. The record is from RefSeq and is a predicted model, not a curated record. NCBI's taxonomy places the organism in Eukaryota, Fungi, Basidiomycota, Agaricomycetes, Agaricales, Psathyrellaceae. The transcript has 8 exons. Bases 1 to 2472 code for a protein of 823 amino acids.
AUGCAGGCAAGCACAAGACCACCGGGAAGCAACCAGCCUCCAGUAAAGAUCUAUAAUGCUGUAUAUUCCUCGGUUCAGGUCUAUGAGUGCAUGGUCCGAGGCAUAGCAGUCAUGAGGAGACGCAACGACUCCUAUGUAAACGCCACUCAGAUUCUAAAGGUCGCUGGUGUGGACAAAGGUCGCCGGACAAAGAUCUUGGAAAAAGAAAUUUUACCAGGAAAACACGAAAUCGUGCAGGGAGGAUAUGGAAAAUACCAAGGCACAUGGAUACCACUCGAACGGGGCCGCGACAUAGCCGCUCAAUAUGGUGUCGCACCACUCUUGUCACCUUUGUUUGAUUUCCAACCCAGCACUAAUUCACUGGGAGCACUGCCAGUCUCGACCCCUGGCGGUACGGCCUCACCCCGUCCACUUUCAGCAUCCUCUUCGUACUCAAGUAUGGGUGUGGCCGGUCAAUAUAUUCCGUCAAGUAUCCCAUCAAACCUCCCACCCGCCCCCAUUAUGCCCGGGUCUGCACUCAGGUUACUUAACCAAGGUCGAGCUCAGGGUCUAUUCACCCCCUCUACUACAAGUGCGACCCUCCGACCAGCUGGAUACCACUCACCUGGCCCCUAUGGUACCAGCUAUGCGCCGUCUCCUCAACCCCAGUCCUCUCAAACACCGCCGCCGGGCUCUGGUCUCAAGCGAAACCGCUCAGAAGCAGAAGUAGAGGGCUACCACUCCCAACCUCACGAUGUUCAAAUGGCUGAUGCUCCCCCGCCGAACACGGCAUCUCAACCCAACGAAGAUAACCCUUCUCCCGCCAAACGACUACGAACCGAUGGAUCUAUCACAACCGAACCAGCAUCUUCUCAAGGCCAAUGGCAACAACAACAACCUUUGCCCUAUGCUUCCCAGCAACGGUCAGGACCAGGGCUCUCUCAACUCUCUGGCCACAACGGGCACGGUUCAUCCCGACCUCCCAGCUCCCUAUCUGCUCCAAAUGGCAAUCGACCGGCCCACACGAACCCAGAGGAUCAAACCCGCAAGACGCGCUUCUCUUCCAAACCUUCCAUGCCGCGAGGCAUGGAUCCUCAUAUGCCCUUCAAAGACGCGCGACGCUCUGCAUUGAUCGCCUUGAUUUGCCAUCGAGACGAUCCCACCUCCGUCAUCGACCUUUUACGCGAAAUUUCUGCAGACCACUUGAACCCUCCAUCGUUUGACGUGGAUACUGUGCUGGAUGAUCAGGGACAUACAGCUCUACAUUUGGCGGCGAGUAUGGCGAGGACGCAGACCGUGGAUAUGUUGAUCCAGACGGGCGCGGAUAUGCAUAGAGGGAACCAUUUAGGCGAAACACCUCUCAUUCGGGCGUGCCUUGCAACGCCCAACUCGGACCAGCAGAGUUUCGCUACCCUAGUGAACUACCUCCAUGAUUCCAUUUGGACGCUGGACACGUCCAAGAAGUCAGUGGUCCAUCAUAUUGUCUCGCUGGCCGGGGUCAAGGGAAGGGCCGUGGUGGCACGGUACUAUCUAGACCAGAUCUUUUACUGGAUCGCUCAGCACGAAGGCGGGGACUUUAGGUCAUUGGUUGACUUGCAAGAUGAGCAUGGAGACACAGCUAUAAACAUUGCUGCAAGGGUGGGCAACAGGAGCUUGGUGCGGACGUUGUUGGAUGUUGGUGCCAACAGAGUUCUCGCGAACAAGCUUGGCCUCAGGCCUGGUGAUUUCGGUGUCGAAACAGAGGAACUGAGCAGUGGACUCCGAGCAGAAGACCUUAUUUCAUCACUACGAACAGGUCCUCCUGCUCCCGUCCAAAAGAGCCAGGAUGUUAUCGCAGACAUGACAAGCAUGAUCCAAUCCCUCAGCACCGAAUUCCAAGCCGAAAUCAAAUCCAAACAAGACUCCCUCGACGUGACCCAAGCCCACCUCCGCGCCGCAACUCGCGAGCUUUCCGAACAACGCAAACAGAUUCAGACAUGGCAAGCGCGGUGUGGCGACCUCGACCAAAUUAACCAGCGGGUCCGAAACGUCGAGAAGGCGAUCGCGGAGGAGGAUAUGUUCGAUUGGACGGGGAGGACAGAGUUGGAUGGCAAGGAUGGCAAGGAGAAGGGUGGACCGGCGUUUGCGUAUAGAGGGAGCAAGAGUACGAUGGUCGGGGUUGGUGGGUCUGUGGACGUUUCGUUUAGUGUCGAAUCGGAGCCACCGCUGCCUACGACGGAUACGGCGGCAAGUUUGGUCAAGUUGAGGAGGUUGAAGAUGUGGCAUCAGAGGAUGGAGGAGUUGGUUAAAGGGAGGUUGAAGGGUUUGCAGGGCGCGAGUGCGGAGAAGGAGUAUCAAUGCAAGAAGAUCGUUGCAUUGUGUACUGGUAUCCCCCUUGAUAAAGUGGAGGAGAUGUUGGACAACUUGGUCAUCGCUGUUGAGAGCGAAGCUCAAGUUGUCGACAUUGGCCGUGUUUCUGGAUUCAUGCAAAAGGUCCGCGAUGGUAUUAUCUAA